UUCCCUAAACCUAACUCCAACUCCACACCCCCCUUCAUUUCUCUCUAUCUAUAUCUUCACUCAAAAACAACAACAGUAAUAUUAAUAACAAUAAUUCUUUUUCCUCUCCCAAGCUUUCUUGCUCUCAAAUUUAAUUACUUCAUCUUCCUCCUCCUCCUGAUCUCCUCCAGGGUUUCAGCCACGGAGUUCCCAAAUCUUCAAGUGGGGGAAGGAUCUGCCUCUUCCCAGAGGAAAAUGGGAAGAGGUAAGAUUGAGAUUAAGAGAAUUGAAAACACUACAAAUCGGCAAGUGACUUUCUGUAAGAGACGAAAUGGGUUGCUUAAGAAAGCUUAUGAAUUGUCUGUUUUGUGCGACGCGGAAGUUGCCCUCAUCGUCUUCUCCACUCGCGGUCGUCUCUACGAAUAUGCCAAUAAUAGUGUGAGAGGAACGAUCGAAAGGUACAAGAAAGCAUUUGCUGACUCUUCCAAUUCCGGAUUAUCAGUUGAAGAAGCUAAUGUACAGUUUUACCAGCAAGAGGCGUCGAAGCUGAAGAGACAGAUACGGGAAAUUCAGAAUUCAAACAGGCAUAUUGUUGGAGAAGCACUGAGCUCAUUGUCGUUGAAGGACCUCAAAAGUCUGGAGGGCAGAUUGGAGAGAGGCAUCACCAAAGUUAGGGCCAAGAAGAACGAAACCCUUUGUGCCGAGAUGGAGUUCAUGCAGAAGAGAGAAAUGGAGCUUCAGAAUCACAACAAUUAUCUGCGAGCUCAGAUUGGCGAACACGAGAGAAUACGGCAGCAGCAGAUGCAAUACGAGUCGGCGGCGACGCAAUACGAUGAGAAUGAGAAUAGAGGUUAUGGGGCGGCGGCGGCGGUGGCGGCGGCUGCGGUGGGGCUUAUGGAUUCCGAUAACAACCAUUACGGCCACGCCCAAGACCACCUCACCGCUCUACAGCUCGUGUAGAAAAUCAAAUCAAAUCACACAGACGCUAAGCUGCUACCAUUUCAGAAUUUAUUAUUAUUAUUAUUAUUAUUAUUAUUAUUUUCAUGUGGAAUUAGCAUUAGCAUUAGCAUUACGGAGGAAAUCAAAUCAAAUCAAAUAAUUAAUACAGCCCUUCCCUUCUCUACUUCUGCUUCUUCGCUGUAUUUUGAGCAACCAUCGAACACUUAACACACCCUCUCUAUAUAUAUAAAACCAAAACCCAAAAAAGAAAAAUGCAUAUAUAUGCUAUAAUACUACUUUUCAACUUU
This is a messenger RNA of Momordica charantia (bitter melon), 1226 nucleotides long. RefSeq names its product K-box region and MADS-box transcription factor family protein (gene SHP1). Lineage: Eukaryota; Viridiplantae; Streptophyta; Magnoliopsida; Cucurbitales; Cucurbitaceae. The record is from RefSeq and is a predicted model, not a curated record. Gene Ontology annotation, cellular component: nucleus. Gene Ontology annotation, biological process: positive regulation of transcription by RNA polymerase II. Gene Ontology annotation, molecular function: protein dimerization activity; RNA polymerase II transcription regulatory region sequence-specific DNA binding; DNA-binding transcription factor activity.